Molecule: messenger RNA, 4264 nt
Organism: Nerophis lumbriciformis (worm pipefish)
Lineage: Eukaryota; Metazoa; Chordata; Actinopteri; Syngnathiformes; Syngnathidae
Gene: adamts13
Product: ADAM metallopeptidase with thrombospondin type 1 motif, 13
Biological process (GO): proteolysis; extracellular matrix organization
Cellular component (GO): extracellular matrix
Molecular function (GO): metalloendopeptidase activity
Source: RefSeq, a predicted model, not a curated record
AUGUGCACAGGAAGGUGGGACAUGGUGCUGGUGACUCUGCUCUGUCUGCUGCUACAGCUGCCUGGCUUCGACGCUCUAAUGAGAUUUCCAUCGGCUGAGUUUUUUCACGCCGACAGCAGCCAAGCAAACGUGGUUCCGAACGUUCUUUCGUCUGACAUCUCAGCGAGAAGUCGGCCUCGACGGGCCGAUCUGAUGCCCGGUGUCACGCACUUGGAACUGCUGGUGGUGGUCGGACCUGAUGUCCAGCAGCUCCACAAGCAGGACACGGAACGCUACAUCCUCACCAACCUCAACAUAGCCUCAGAACUGUUGAGAGACAUGAGUUUGGGUGCCAACAUGAGGGUGCAUCUUGUCCGCAUGACCAUUCUAUCAGAACCAGAGCCAGAGAUCCGCAUGUCUCCCGACAUUACCGCUUCUCUCCGAAGCGUGUGCGACUGGGGCCGAAGGAUAAACCCGUCGAAUGACACGGACCCACUUCACGCUGACCUCCUCUUGUACAUCACAAGGUUUGACCUGGUGUUGCCCGAUGGGAACAAGCAGGUCAGGGGAGUAACACAGCUGGGAGGGGCUUGCUCCAGUGAAUGGAGCUGUGUGAUCACAGAGGACACCGGUUUUGACCUGGGCAUCACUAUUGCUCAUGAGAUUGCACACAGUUUUGGCGUCAACCAUGAUGGAGCGGAAAACACAUGCAGCAGGAGUGGUUUCAUGAUGGCCUCUGAUGGAGGUUACAACAGUGUGGAUCUCACCUGGUCGUCCUGCAGUAGACAGCAGCUGCUAACCUUCUUCAAGCAUGGGAAUGCUGAGUGUGUGAAGGAUCUACCGGCCCUGGAAGGCUCCUUACAGGACUGGAAGCCUGGCCUGUAUUACGGGGUGGAUGACCAGUGUCGAAUAGCUUUUGGGAGCGCGGCAAGAAGCUGCUCUUUCACCAAUCCGGAUCUGCCAGUGUGUCGUGUUCUUUCUUGUCACAUAAACCCAAAUGAUGACAGCUCUUGUAAACGCCUACUGGUGCCACUUCUGGAUGGGACCCAAUGUGCACCUCAUAAAUGGUGUCUGAAGGGGCGUUGUGUGUCCCCAGACCAGCUCAGCACCUCUGCGGUGAUGCAUGGCGCGUGGUCCGGCUGGUCUGGGUUCUCCGCCUGCUCACGGACGUGUGGAGGCGGAGUCACCCACCGCACACGUCAGUGCAACAACCCAAGACCUGCUUUUGGAGGAAAUGAUUGUGUGGGUCUGGAUAUUGUGGCUGAACUUUGUAACCUGCAGCCAUGUAAGCGUACCCAGCUGGACUUCAUGGCCGAGCAGUGCUCCAAAACAGAUCUCCAACCCGUUUAUCUUCACCCGGGCCAGGCCUCCUUCUACACCUGGGUCCCUGCAGUGGGCUUCUCACAAGGUGACGAGCAAUGCAUGUACAUGUGCCAGUCGAAGGGAGACGCCUUCAUUGUGAGCCGUGGAUCUCAGUUUGCAGACGGAACGCGGUGCGAGCCCGAUGAGCAACCUCUCUCUGGCUCCACGGCUGCUUGUCUGCGAGGGAAAUGCCAGAUGUUUGGCUGUGAUGGCAUACUGCACUCUGGGAAAGUGAAGGAUGCGUGCGGUUUGUGUGGCGGGGAUGGAUCUUCCUGCACAAUAACCUCUGACUCCUAUAAUAGAGGUCGGGCCAGAGAGUACAUCACUUUCCUGUCUUUGCCAUUAAACGCCACACAGGUUUACAUAAUCAACAGGGCGCCUCUGUUCACUCACAUGGCUGUAUUGUACGGAGAUCAAUACAUUGUGUCUGGGGCGGGCAGGAUGGCACUAACUAUGAGUCAUCCUUCACCGUUGGAUGAUAACAGGUUGGAGUACCGCCUCCAUCUGACUGCUGACUUUUUGCCCAAGAUGGAAGAGAUACUGUUGCCAGGACCAGUACAAAAGCCGAUAAACAUCCAGGUUUAUCGCAGAUAUGGAAAAGAAUAUGGAGAGAAGACAAAUCCCAACAUUAGCUACACGUUUUAUGUGCCCAACGGACACAACAACUUGACAGAAAUGGAACUUAAAAGCAAAUGGAUUAUAAUGACAAAACCUUGCUCUGUCUCCUGUGGCUCAGGUGUGCAGAAGCACAAUUAUGUGUGUGUGGCCAAAGAUAGCAAAACACAUCUGGAGGAACACCAUUGUGAUGCACUUCUUCCACCUUUACCACCGCCUACAUCCUGUCAGCUACCAGCCUGUCCGCCAAGCUGGACCACGGGAGCGUUUGGACCCUGCAGUUCUUCCUGUGGCGGAGGAGAGAGAAUACGUCCUGUGAGAUGUAUUCAGAAACACGGCGCUGAUGUCGUGAGGGUUCUAGAUUCGGACUGUCCGGCUGAUUUGAUGCCAAACGCUGUUGAAACAUGCAACCUUCAACAUUGUCCUGCCAGAUGGCUUGUGUCAGAGCGAGGGGGCUGUUCAGCAGUGUGCGGGCCAGGAGAAGUACAAAGAAGAGUGGCGUGUGUGCGGCGAGAAGAUGGCCGUGAGGUCGAAGUUGACGAAAGUUUGUGCUCGUAUAAAAUAAGACCCCCUGAAUCUGUCGCCUGUGUGGUGGACAUCUGUCCCACUGGAUGGGAUGCAAAGGAAGAGGGCCAGCCUACUCUGAAGUCGUCUUUGAUGCCGCGCUCUAAGCCAGCUCCUGUGCACGUGUGGAGUCCUGUUAGCAGCCAGUGCUCAAAGAGCUGUGGCAAUGGAACAAUGCAGGUAUGGUUCUCCUGCGUGGACCAUCAGACCAGAGGGAGUUUACCUGACUUCCACUGCGAUCCUUCAACCAAACCAUCUCCUAAAUCUGAGAACUGCAACACAUCACCUUGUCCUCCCAUGUGGCGGUCUAAGCUAGGAGUUUGCAGCACAACAUGUGGAGGAGGGGUUGCCAACAGGGUGCUGUACUGUGCCAUGGAAACAGACAGUGAGGAGAAAGUGGUGGAAGAUUCUGAAUGCAGAGACUUUCCUCGACCCACAACAGUGGUGUCAUGUAACAUCCAAGACUGCCCGGCACGAUGGAAGCUUCUGAGUACUUCGCCGUGCUCUGUGUCUUGUAACCUGGGUGUAGCACACAGGACUGUGUCCUGUGUCCAGUUUGUCCAAGGCAAGGAGAGCGUGGUACCGGAAGACCGCUGCCGUGCAGGAAUCAAACCAGCCACCACUGUGCCCUGCCUGGUGCAGGUGUGCACAUAUAAAUGGGAUGCAAAACCGUGGAGCCAGUGCUCAGUGUCCUGUGGAUAUGGAAUCCAGUCCAGAGCAGUGUCAUGCACGGGUCCCUCUAAGCCAGAGCCCCUCAGCCCUCUCCUUUGCAUGCACAUGCCCAAGCCCAUCACCAUCCAGGGCUGCAGCGUGGGCAGCUGCCCGGACGUGCCGGUGCCCCCAACCUUAGUUGUUAUUCCCGCAAUACACCCUGCAGUGAGAGCGGGUUCCCACGCCUCUCCCACCCCGACGAUUGCAAUUCCGCCACAGUACCGUAGAAGAAAAUUACUUCCAAGUCCAUCCAGCACAUCAACCAGCCCUCCACGUGAACACAAUGCAUGCGGACAGCUCCUCUUGCAACAGUCAGGCACGGUGGACUUGAGGAACGUUACCGGUCGCUGCACUUUAGCCAUAGGUCGACCCCUGGGUGAGGUCAUUCACGUCAAAGUAGAGUCGAGUUCCUUAAACUGUGAAAACGGAGAAUACGCGGUCUUUUUUGAUCGGUUGGCGCUUGUGAGGAAGUGCGAUCGGGCAGCAGUUAGCGUGCUGACAACCAGAACCAACGUACUUCUUGUUGGUCAGCAUCUGCUCGUUUUUGGGAACGGAGUUUUGUUCACCUACAGCUCACAAAGAAACACAAAAAAGAGCCAUUAUCAAGAUUGUGACAAGCAGCUGUUUUCCUCCGUUGGAGUCUUUGAGAAUCCCACAACAUCUGAUACAAACCACACCUGUCGGGUCCUAAUCAACUCCCCUCCCUCCAUGAAGAUCAGAAUCCAAGCAGUGCACAUAGAAUUAGUCUUCAACACUACAAAUUUUCAGUCUACAUACAUUAUGAUUCGGGACAAGGAUGUCUUGACCACCAACGUGUUUAAAGGCCCGGAGCUGUUUUUGUGGCACUCCUCUGGAAAUAUGGCCGAAAUUGAAUUCCAUGGAGAUUACCUGCACACUGUGGGAAGUUUUAGGGCGGAAUAUUCCUUUGUAAAGCUUUGAGUUUUAAGAUUUCUUAAUAUAUUUUUUACACUUAUCUGUGGAUGCGAAUCUAAAAAAAAACAAGAAAUAGAUUAAAUGUAACAUUUAAAAAGUA